CAAAUUUUUAGACCACUUACAAUUCAAUACAUUAAUCAUAGAUCAGCACACUUGAUCAAGGGAUUACAGCCCAGGACUUGAUUGAUUUUCCAUCACUGGACGGCCAGAUCAAGAGAUAGCACAUUUUUGGCAGAAUAAUUGAUGACUAAUUUGAUCUUCUAGUGCACAAGAUGAAUGACGACUAAUUUGACCUCACCAUGCUAUAAAAAACAGAAGUGUGUGAGGAACUGAUGAUUGUGAAGAGAUGGGAGCAGGGAGUUCACACGAUGAGGCUUCAGAGUCACAACAGACAGGGGGCGAACCCAGCCGUACUCGGCCACAGUACAACGAAGAGACAUCGACAGAGGCAAAACAGAGUGAAACCAAGUUGAAGACGGUGGAGAAAGCACCAGAAGCAAAGCCCCUCGUGAUACGACAGGAGAAAGCAGCAGAUGUUAAGCCACUUCAUGAUGCCAAAGCAAAGACAGUAAAAGAAGUCAAGUUACCACAUAACUGUGAAGCCAUAUUAAGAGAUGCAGACUCCCCAGUUGACAGGUCUUCAGUGGACAAACUGUAUGAUCAACUGAGCACUGGAGUUUUCUUGAACCAAAAGAGAAAGAAGUACUGGGUUGAAAAGAAGUGCUACAGAAAUUGCUUCAUGCUGUUUGCAAAGGAUCUAUCAAUCACUUGGGGAGGAGAUACACGUUACUGGAAAUGGCCUUCCAUAUGUGAAUCAGGUGAUGUCACUGUGGAUGUGGCAGAGCUAUUAGAUGUUUGCUGGCUGGAAAUAUAUGGGAAAUUCAACACAAAAAUGCUCUCCCCAGGUAUUUUGUAUGAAGUUGUAUUUGUAAUAAAGCUGAAAGACCCAGCUUAUGGAUGGGGAGUUCCAGUGAAUGUCUCACUGGUUCUCCCAAAUGGAUACAAGCAAGAACGCAAAGAAAAGUUACAAACAAAACCAAGAGAGCAAUGGAUUGAAGUGCCAGUUGGCGAGUUAAUAACUUCACCAGAAAAUGUUGGGGAGAUACAAUUCGGCAUGCAUGAAUAUGAUGGCGGAGAAUGGAAGAGGGGCCUUGUUAUCAAAGGGAUUGCCAUUCGACCAAAAACUUAAUCUUUCACAGAAAUGAUAUAACAUUUACUAUCGACAGAAAUGAACUAAAGAAUAAUCUACUAUCAACAGAAAUGGGCUGAAGAAUAACCUAUGAUUUCCUUCAAAUAUUCAGUGGAUAGCAAAGUUACCAUGCUUUGAAUAAUCAAAACAGAUUCAAGAGAGUGUAGAUCUCCAAGUUUUCAUUGAAGAUGCUGAAUUUGAUAAAUUAGUUGAAUGAAAAUAAAACUGUGUUGCUAUUUAA
This is a messenger RNA of Populus trichocarpa (black cottonwood), 1328 nucleotides long. Its product is annotated as protein PHLOEM PROTEIN 2-LIKE A1. The record is from RefSeq and is a predicted model, not a curated record. The coding region runs from base 245 to 1087 and encodes 280 amino acids. Lineage: Eukaryota; Viridiplantae; Streptophyta; Magnoliopsida; Malpighiales; Salicaceae. The transcript has 3 exons.